Impatiens glandulifera is the source of this 1248-nucleotide messenger RNA. Its product is annotated as ethylene-responsive transcription factor WRI1-like. The record is from RefSeq and is a predicted model, not a curated record. The coding region runs from base 1 to 1248 and encodes 415 amino acids. The transcript has 7 exons. Gene Ontology annotation, molecular function: DNA-binding transcription factor activity; DNA binding. Gene Ontology annotation, biological process: regulation of DNA-templated transcription. Lineage: Eukaryota; Viridiplantae; Streptophyta; Magnoliopsida; Ericales; Balsaminaceae.
AUGAAGAGGGUUUUGUUGCCACUGCUGCCUUCUUCUUCAUCGAGCUCAUCUUCUUCAUCAUGCAUUGAAUCGGAUUCGAUUAAACUUCCGAUGAAGAGAGCUAGAGUGAAGAAAACCCCCAAACAGCCGCCGAAGAAAUGCUCGAACAAUGUUGGUAACCCAAUCCCAAUUAAAUCACCUGGAAGAAGAAGCUCCAUUUACAGAGGUGUAACUAGGCAUAGAUGGACAGGAAGGUUUGAAGCUCAUUUGUGGGAUAAAACUUCGUGGAACAGUAUUCAGAACAAGAAAGGAAGGCAGAUUUAUUUAGGGGCUUAUGAUAAUGAAGAAGCUGCUGCUAGGACUUAUGAUCUUGCUGCCCUUAAAUAUUGGGGACCUGGAACUUCCCUCAAUUUUAAGAUAGACGCCUAUGUCAAGGAAAUCGAAGAGAUGGGAAAAUUUUCGAAUGAAGAGUAUUUAGCUUCUUUGCGGAGAAAAAGUAGUGGAUUUUCUAGGGGUGUUUCUAAAUAUCGUGGUGUGGCAAGGCAUCAUCAUAAUGGAAGGUGGGAGGCUAGAAUUGGGAGGGUUUUUGGAAACAAGUACUUAUACUUGGGAACCUAUAGCACUCAAGAAGAAGCCGCGGUGGCAUAUGACAUGGCAGCGAUAGAGUAUAGAGGUGCAAACGCGGUUACCAACUUUGAUGUAAGUGUUUAUGCUGGCAAGUUGAAAGAAAAGCUAGCCCUUACUUCAAAGAAAGAGGAUCAUCAUGAGGAUCGAAAGCUAAUUCUCCACGAACUGAAUCCAGUUGAUGCCAAUAAACAGAUGGUGGUUUAUGAGAAUCAUCAAGUAGGAAAUCAGGAUCUGGAGGAGAAAAAACUAGUUGGACCCGUUUCCCAAGAGGGUUCGGACUCGGACGAGUUCAUAAUGCCCAUAGGCAUAGAGGAUUACGCAAGUGGUUUGAUGGAUAUGAAUGUCUAUGGUGAGAAUCAGUGGACCCGUCUCUCUUUGGACUCUGGAUUCACCAACAAUUCACUCUCGACAGUUCUUGAUGACAUUCCAUUGACUGAGGGAGCUGGCGAACUCCCUGACUUGUUUGAUGAUUCGGGUUUUGAGUUUGAGGAUAAUACGGAAGACUACAAAUUCGAGGCGGCUUCCCUUGAUGAAAACGAUGAUUGCCUUCUACUUCUGAACAUGAACGACGACUACCAUAUCGGUGCGAUGGAGGAUGGAGGAUCGGGGGAGGAUGGAGAGAAGAGCUUGUCGGAUGUGUGA